Molecule: messenger RNA, 1772 nt
Organism: Abrus precatorius (Indian licorice)
Lineage: Eukaryota; Viridiplantae; Streptophyta; Magnoliopsida; Fabales; Fabaceae
Product: cytoplasmic 60S subunit biogenesis factor REI1 homolog 1
Exons: 5
Coding region: 161-1393 (410 amino acids)
Biological process (GO): ribosomal large subunit biogenesis
Cellular component (GO): preribosome, large subunit precursor
Source: RefSeq, a predicted model, not a curated record
GCGCAAGCGCGGAGUGCUUAACCUUCCUUCACCGUAUCGCCGACAACGAACGAAUCAACGAUCCUUCGUUUCCUCUUUCUUUUAUAUACUCUGUUCCUCAUUCCCUUCUUCACUUCCACAAAAAUCAUAAAAAAAAAUAUAUCUGGAAAUAGUUUGAAGCAUGCCGGGAUUAACGUGCAACGCUUGCAAUGCUGAAUUCAGAGAUGAUACAGAGCAAAAGCUCCAUUACAAGUCCGAGUGGCAUCGCUACAACCUCAAGCGCAAGGUAGCUGGGGUUCCAGGGGUGACUGAAGCACUAUUUAUGGCUAGACAAUCUGUUCUAGCUCAAGAGAAAGAUAAAUCGAGUGAAACCCCAAUGCUUUAUAGCUGUGGUCUUUGUGGAAAGGAUUAUAAAAGCUCUAAGGCUCAUGCUGAGCACCUUAAAUCACGUGGUCAUAUGAUGCGGAUUUCUGAAGGAACUAGUCAUGCAGAUGAAAAGGCAAUAAUUAAGCCACUUCCACAACGUGCUGUGAAUAGGCCACCUACUAGAAGAGAGGUUGAUAACCCUGAAAACGAAGAAAGUGAAGAUGAAUGGGAGGAGGUUGAUCCUGAAGAUGAUCUGGUUGAUGAUGCUGCAAAGUCCUUGACUGAUUUGAAUGUAAAUGAGCAUGGUAGUAACGAUGAUAAUAUGGAUGAAAAUGAUGAUGAUUUUGAGGAGUUAGAUCCAUCGUCUUGCUUUAUGUGCGAUCAAGAGCACAAAACAAUAGAAGAUUGCAUGGCUCACAUGCACAAGCAUCAUGGAUUCUUCAUUCCAGAUGUUGAGUAUUUGAAGGAUCCAAAAGGCCUUCUCACCUAUCUUGGCCUUAAGGUCAGAAGGGACUUCAUGUGCCUGUACUGCAAUGAUCGAUGUUAUCCUUUCAGCUGCUUGGAAGCUGUCAGGAAACAUAUGGCAGCAAAAAGUCACUGUAAAGUGCAUUAUGGUGACGAUGAUGAUGACGAGGAAGUAGAGUUAGAAGAAUUCUAUGAUUAUAGCAGCAGUUAUGUGGAUGAGCAAGGUAAGCAGCUGGUUGUAUCUGGUGAUUCAGCAAACAAUGUAGAACUUGUUGGUGGGUCUGAGCUCAUAAUAACUAGGAAAUCUGGUGGUAGAAUAUCAACCAGAACACUUGGUUCCCGUGAAUUUUUGCGUUACUAUCGUCAAAAACCACGACCAUCACCAGUAAAUAGUAUGGCCAUCACUGCAGCAUUGGCUUCAAGGUACAGGAGCAUGGGUUUGGCCACCCUCCAAUCAAGGGAGCAAAUUGUGAGGAUGAAAGUCCUUAAGGAAAUGAAUCGGUCAGGUGUGGAGAAUAUGCGCACCAAGAUAGGGAUGAAGAGUAAUGUCAUCCGGAACUUGCCAAAGAAUGUCCCAUAUUAGCCCUCGCAAGUAAUAGUUUACUUGUUUAUGUGGUGCUAUGUAGUGGUAGUUAUUGAGCUAUAGGCUUUCCUUCUGAAUUAAUUUUACAUUUCUUGAGCUCAACAGUGUUCCACAUAACAUCCAAAGAUAUCAUUUGUGUUAAAUGGAAUGACAUGAUAUUUUUCUAUUGUGUUGGGCAGUUUACCUUUUUUUGGUUGUUAGUGGUUUCAUCAAGAUCUGGAUUAUAAUGUUUGAUCAAUUUGGGGGAAAAAAAAAAGAGAAAUUACAAUAUAUUUUCACAGGAAAAUAUAUAGAAUUUGUUGUUGAUAUAUGUAGCCGUGAAAAUAAUGAAACCAAAUUGAGUGGAAAUUUUAAUUUUAAUCAAGGUGAAUACAAUUUU